This is a messenger RNA of Rana temporaria (common frog), 1745 nucleotides long. RefSeq names its product SET domain containing 4 (gene SETD4). Gene Ontology annotation, biological process: peptidyl-lysine trimethylation; peptidyl-lysine monomethylation; positive regulation of transcription by RNA polymerase II. The record is from RefSeq and is a predicted model, not a curated record. Lineage: Eukaryota; Metazoa; Chordata; Amphibia; Anura; Ranidae. Bases 282 to 1592 code for a protein of 436 amino acids. Gene Ontology annotation, molecular function: protein binding; histone H3K4 methyltransferase activity; transcription coactivator activity. The transcript is spliced from 11 exons.
AGGAGGAGAAGAUUGGAGUUGUUACUAGUGUCAGCAAUGUCAUGACUGGGAAACCAAUAGUUUGCGACGUUUAGAGCAACAACCCGGAAGUGGAAGUAUGUCUCCCCACGUGUGGUCUUCUCUCUCUCCUGUGUACAUAUAGAAGUGAAUGUGGCAGGCAGCCGUGCUGUGAUCGGGUAUGAGUCCUCUGCACCCCACCAUCACAGAGGACAUAGCCUGUCUAUGAGGCUGGUCCGUGGUUCUUCCAUGUGGAGUCUAUACGUCUACCCUGUAGAGUCGAUAUGAAGACGAAUAAAGGACGCACAGGCCGACGGAGGAAACGGAAACACAUGGAAGUAUCUGCAGUGAAUCAAAGCUGUGACAUCCGGUACGUUCAGCUGAGAAAGUGGCUGAAGAUCAGGGGCUUCUGUGACAGCCAGCUGAGGACAGCGCAUUUUCCAGAUACGGGCAGGGGUCUGAUGACAACACAUCUACUGCAGCCAGGAGAUCUGAUCAUUUCUUUGCCGGAGUCCUGUCUUCUUACCACCGACACGGUCCUGGAAAGCUACCUUGGAGAUUAUAUCAGAAGGUGGCGUCCCCCUGUCUCCCCUUUGUUGGCGUUGUGCACUUUCUUAGUCGUAGAGAGAUACACCGGUGACCGGUCCCUGUGGAAACCAUAUCUAGAUGUAUUACCCAGCAGGUAUGACUGCCCAGUUUAUUGGGAUCCAGAAAUAGUGAUGCUCCUUCCAGAACCUGUCCGACAAAAAGCCGAGCAGCAGAGGAGCGUCGUUCAGGAGUUCUACUCUUCCCAUGUGUCGUUCUUCAGAUCCCUGCAGUCCUUGUUUCAGGAGAACGCCGAGAGUAUCCUGACCUAUGACGCUGUGCGCUGGGCCUGGUGCGCAGUCAACACUCGUACAGUUUAUAUGAAACACGCACAGAGAGACUGCUUUUCUUCUGAACAGGAUGUGUAUGCAUUGGCACCAUUCUUAGAUCUACUGAACCACAGCCCUGGUGUGCAGGUGGAAGCUGCAUUUAAUGAGAAGAUCAGACGUUAUGAGAUCAGGACUAAAGUGAAGUAUAGGAAGUAUGAACAAGCAUUUAUUUGCUAUGGACCCCAUGAUAAUCAGCGACUUCUGCUAGAAUACGGAUUUGUGGCGGCUCAUAAUCCCCAUCAGAGUGUCUAUGUGACUCCAGAUGUCAUCCUCCAGUUUUUAUCUCGCACAGACAAACAGCUACAGAAGAAAUGGUCACUACUGAAGGAAAAUGGAUUUUUAGAAAAUUUGACAUUUGGACAGGAUGGGCCCACCUGGAAGCUUCUAACAGCUCUCAGACUUCUGUGUCUGGGUUCUGAAGAAUUCACAUACUGGAAAAAAGUUCUUCUGGGAAGUUUUGUGUCGGAGUCCAACGAGAAGAGCUGCAUGGAACUUGUGAGGAAGAUUUGCCAGCACUUACUAGAACAGACUUCAUGGGCUCUACAGAAGAUCUCUGCUUGGAAAAAAGAACGCACAACAAGUCACCAUCUUGCCUUGGUGGAAGAAUUACGACUGGAAGAACUGAGGAUUCUGCAAAGUUCGGACAAACUUCUACAGAACGGGGUCCUUCUGUCACUGUAGAUCUGUGCUUGUAUGUGAUGUUUACAUAUGCACAUGUUUUACAGCCGACUCUCGCCCUUUUCCAGCAUACCUCAUUUUAAAUGUAGCUGUAAAUAUUUGUAUGUUGGGGGCUGCACUACAUAGAAACACAAGGAAAGAAGAGUGAAAAAAAAA